Oenanthe melanoleuca is the source of this 3042-nucleotide messenger RNA. Its product is annotated as maestro heat-like repeat-containing protein family member 6. The transcript is spliced from 14 exons. Bases 415 to 2724 code for a protein of 769 amino acids. Gene Ontology annotation, cellular component: cytoplasm. Lineage: Eukaryota; Metazoa; Chordata; Aves; Passeriformes; Muscicapidae. The record is from RefSeq and is a predicted model, not a curated record.
GGCACAGUGCUCGGAGCACGCGACGGGACAGGACGGGACAGAGCGGUGCCGUGAGGAGCCCCCGCACAGCGCACUCCUUCCUGUCUGACCCGGAGCUUUUCUGAGUGUUACUCCUGCAGGUGACCUCGUGGAAAGACUGCGGGACUUGGUGGCCCGUGGCCUUCCCGAGGCUUCUCUUUUGCAGGAAAAGUCGCAGCCAGACCGUGGGACUUGCUGACCUGAAUUGUUUACGAGGAGUCUCCUGUCCCUGUGACAGGAGCCCUCAAGACCAGAGUGCAGGACUUGCUGUUCUGCAGCCUUUCUGAGGCUUCUCUGUCGUGCUUGUCUUAAAGAUACAGCCGCACGACUUGUUGCCUCAGAGCUUUCUCGAGGCAUCUCUCUCUCUUCAAGGCACCCUCGAGGCCAGACUCUGCCAUGGUGGGCAAACUUCUCCACCUGCUCGAAGUGUUCAGGGCAAAAGAAAAGGAAGACCCUGGAGUUUCCCCACAACAACAACCUGAAGAACUGCACCCUUUCCAGCCAAUGCAGGAUGGUGCAGCCAUGGACCGCACACAAGAGCAGGACCCCACCCGUGGCCGCUUCCGCAGAACAGCGCAGAUGUUCCAGAAGUUUGUGCCUGUUUGGCGUAGAAAGACCAGCACAACAACAGAGGGCACAGCCGAGCCUGACUCCAGCCUGACUGAGCUCCAGGCAGAGCCUCAUGUCAGCCCAGAUUUGCCCGAGCGAUCAGAAGAGUCUGACUCUGCAAGGAGUGAUGACAGGGCACAGGCUGACAUGGCAGUGACUGAGGACGUGGGCAUGAAAAUUGCUGACACUGGAGACACUCAGGGCAUCACAAAUACUGACACCACUCCCAAUCUGAGACAGGAACUCAUAGCAGACUAUUUCAAAGACCCUUGUGCUUCUUCUCAGCAGCACUUAAGCAGCCUGUGGCCAGGGCUCGAGGCCUCCCAGGAUUGUGUGCCCACUCAGGCCAUGGUCACUGGGCCCCCUCAGGCUUUGAGGCCAGCACAGCGCAGCAGGAAGGGAAGCAGUUCUCGGGGGAAGCUUGGAAAGCGCUCCAAGUCUUCGCCAUGCCUCCCCCAGGUGCCAGCCAUGGUGAAAAGCAUUCACCAGAGAGUGACAUCCCAGGGCACUUUAGAUGCCAGGCUGCGCACUGACAUUCUGAGGCUGGCUGGAGAACACCCUGCUGACGUGGUGCUGACCCUCCUGCGCUGUGCCCCAACGUGUGACAGAGCUGCUGCAAUGAUUUGGAGAGCCAUAGGCUCAUCAGGACCAGCAGUGGAGAAGGUGCUGCCAAGUCUGCUCUGUGUGAUGGAGGACUGGCCUCUGCACAGCAUGUUCACCUCGGAUGGAGACAACAAAAAUGUUUUUGCCCUGGCUGCAACUCUGGUGCUCUGGGUGAUGGUCCAGGUGCCUGAAAGCCAGGAGGCAAUGAUCCUUUAUUCCUCCCGCCUGUUUGUGGCUCUGCUCUUCCAUGUUGUCAUCACCACACAGCAGAUGCCACCAGAGGAAGUUGAUAACUUUUGGAGAGUGUGCCAGGAGCAACACCACUUUUCCAGCAAGCCCAACAGGUUUGCACUGCAGACACUGAGGUCCCUGCUCUGCCGACUACAGUGUGACAAUGUGGUGAUGGCCAUGGAGUGCAAGCGUGGCUGGGACACGCUGCUGUGUGCUGACACCCAGCACUAUGCUGUGGGUCUGCUGGCCAGGGAGAUGCGCCAUUUCUCCCUCUCCUUCUGUUCUGGGAUUGCACGCCGCCUGCUUGGGCAGCUCAACAGGGAAGAGCCACGCUGGGACCUGCCUUUCCUGGCAUUCCUUGUGGAGGUCCUCGAGUGCCUGGAUUUGAGUGAAUGUGGUGACAGCAUCCUUGAGAUCAUGUCAAGGUUCCUGCGGAGCAAUUCCAGGGAGAGGCGUCGCCUGGCGCUCAGAGGCCUUGUGCUGCUCAGCAAGGAUCCCUCACUGGCCAGAAAAAUGUGUAGCCUGUCUCAAAGCCUCCAGGAGCUGCUGGGUAAUGCAGAUAGAGAGGUGGUUGGCAUGACCCUCCGUGUGUUCACCAGUGUACUCCAGAACAAAGACAUCCUGAUAUCCAGCACCACUGCCCCGAAGCUGGCUGAGGCACUCCUGGAGCUUUUUGACAAUGACAACAGCCAUGUGCAGGUGCUCUCCUUUGAGCUUUUCUGCAAGGUGAUGGAAUUGGUAGUAGAUGAGGGAAAAAAGGCCCUUAAGUCAGUUGUGUGCCAGAGCCUACUCCCACUAUUCAUCCACUGCCACAAUGAGAAACGGUGUGUGGCCGAGGCCGCUCGGGAAGCGCUGCAUUGUACGGCCAAACUCCUGAGGAGGAGGAAUCUUGAAAAUCUGGUGAAGACAGCGCAGCUGUGGAAGUUCGCCGAGUGCCUGCUGGCAGAGGACAGGAGCCGAGCGGCCGAGCACCUGCGCCAGGCCCUGCGGUACCUGCGGAGCCCACAGGAGCCCCUGCGAGAGGCGGCCGUCAGGUUUAUCGGGAUGGCCGGGGCACUCAUGAGGGGCAAGAAGGACGAGCUGCAGGUGCUCAGAGAGGCCCUUCAAGCCCUGAGAAGAGAUGACAGCCCUUCCAAGACAAACAUAGUUGUUCAACAGCUAUUCAGUGAAAGAGCUGCUGCAGAACCAAGCUCAUCUGCAGGCUCAGAAGAACCAGCAUCCCAUUUAGACCUCCAGAUGCCAUGGAAGAUGAGGCUGCCUUGAGACCAGAAGAGACCAGCUGGAGCUCCAGGCACAGCUGAGCCUUUGGAAGUUCGCAUGGCUUCAGCCCUCUCCCCACUUGUAGAUAGAUAUCACCGUCCAGCCUUCAGACACUGCUUAUCUUCUCUCCACUAUUCCUCCCUUUUGACUGCUCCUUCCUUCCAUCCCUCAGACUGUGCCCAUCCCUUUUUUCCCUUCCAUCUUACUCCUCCCUUUUGGCAGACCCCUCCCUUCAACCCUCAGAUGCUACCCAUUCCCUUUUUUUCCUUCCCAGCUCAUCCCUUUGCUUUGGCUUCCACCAAUAAACAGUUUGGCUUCUUC